Trichechus manatus latirostris (Florida manatee) is the source of this 969-nucleotide messenger RNA. RefSeq names its product olfactory receptor 6C2-like. Gene Ontology annotation, cellular component: membrane. The transcript has 2 exons. Gene Ontology annotation, biological process: G protein-coupled receptor signaling pathway. The record is from RefSeq and is a predicted model, not a curated record. Bases 34 to 969 code for a protein of 311 amino acids. Lineage: Eukaryota; Metazoa; Chordata; Mammalia; Sirenia; Trichechidae. Gene Ontology annotation, molecular function: G protein-coupled receptor activity; olfactory receptor activity.
UUCUGCAGCAGAGUGGGAAAUCAUCAGAAGCCAAUGAUGAGAAACAACACAAUAACAUUUAUCCUGCUGGGACUGACCAGUGACCCACAGCUGAAGGUUGUGAUUUUUAUCUUUCUAUUUCUCACCUACAUGUCGAGUGUUAUUGGGAACCUGACAAUCAUCUUCCUCACCUUCAUCAGUUCUCAACUUAAAACUGCCAUGUAUUUUUUCCUACAAAAUUUUUCCUUCUUAGAAAUCUCAUUUACAUCUGCUUGUAUUCCCAGAUACCUCUACAACAUAUCAACGGGUGACAGGACAAUUACAUAUGAUAAUUGUGUCAUUCAAAUUUUUUUUACUGACCUCUUUGGUGUAACAGAAUUUUUUCUCCUGGCCACCAUGUCCUAUGACCGAUAUGUAGCCAUCUGCAAACCCCUACAUUACGUGACCAUCAUGAACAACAAGGUCUGUAGAAGACUCAUCCUGUGUUGCUGGACAGCUGCCUUGUUAAUCAUACUCCCACCAUUAAGCCUGGGCCUAAAACUGGAAUUCUGUGACUCUAAUGUCAUUGACCAUUUUGUCUGUGAUGCCUCACCUCUCCUAAAGAUCUCAUGCUCAGAAACAUGGCUCAUAGAGCAGGUGGUCAUAGUUUGUGCUGUGUUGACCUUUAUCAUGACCCUUAUAUGUGUUGUUCUGUCCUAUGUAUACAUCAUCAAGACCAUUCUUCGAUUCCCUUCUGCCCAGCAAAGGAAGAAGGCGUUUUCUACCUGCUCUUCCCACAUGAUUGUGGUUUCCAUCACAUAUGGAAGCUGCAUCUUCAUCUACGUCAAACCUUCAGGGAAGAAUUCAGUGGCCAUUAAUAAAGGUGUGCUGAUGCUCACUACUUCCAUCGCCCCCAUGCUGAACCCCUUCAUUUACACCCUGAGGAACAAGCAAGUAAAACAAGCCUGCCAGGAUUUAAUCAAAAGAAUUGCAUUGUUCUUUAAGAAGUAA